AUAGCUUCAGUCUUAGUAACAGGCAUUGACUCUUCUGUCUCUUCUACCAACUAAACCGUGCCAUCGUCAUCCUUUAUGGAAAACCUUCUCUGCACAAUUAAAAAUGAAGUUAUAUAAUAGCAUUUUAACUUUACUCGGAGUGUGUUUAAGUGUAGUUCUAGGCGCACCAUCCUUAUGGGACAAUGCAUAUAUGAAUAAGUUGGACCAAUUUUGUGGCUCACGUUUAUCGAACGAGCUUGCCAUUUUAUGCAGUGGUAAAUACAACGAUGCCAAAGGUCCAAAAAAGCUAAAAAGGGGAAUUGUCGACGAAUGUUGUAGAACACCAUGUUCUCGAAACUUUAUGAAAAUAAAUUAUUGUGCUCCUGAUGUACCGACAAUUACUGAUUCACCAAUAAUAAGUAGUCAAUUAUUCAGAGUUGAUUAUUUGCGUUACUAUUAUCAACUAGUUAUCCAUGUGUUGGACCCGAAAGCGGAGGAUGGAGAUCAAUAUAUUGACGAUAAAAACGCUGACAAUGAAUACAUUUACGAUUAA
Rhopalosiphum padi (bird cherry-oat aphid) is the source of this 532-nucleotide messenger RNA. Its product is annotated as bombyxin F-1-like. Gene Ontology annotation, cellular component: extracellular region. NCBI's taxonomy places the organism in Eukaryota, Metazoa, Arthropoda, Insecta, Hemiptera, Aphididae. The record is from RefSeq and is a predicted model, not a curated record. The coding region runs from base 104 to 532 and encodes 142 amino acids. Gene Ontology annotation, molecular function: hormone activity. The transcript has 5 exons.